AAAUUAAAAAGAAAAAUUUUACACUUAUAUAUAAUAAUUUACUCCAAAAUAUAUUAGGAAAAGUGAAUUCUAAAAUUAUUCAAAACUUUCUUAUGAAUAAUUUUGCUUUUAUAAAAGAUAAUUUUUACUUUAUAAAGUUAGGAGUGCUACCGUGGCUGCAUUCCCGGUUGGAAAUGUUUACAUUUCUAGCAGAAAGCUGGAUGUCCACAGCUGCGGUGACCGGUCAGAGCCGUCAUGAGCGAGCCCCGGGGCCGACUGGAGGCGCCGGCGGAGCGGCCCCGGCCCCGGCUGCCGCCGCUGACCGCUGCGCUCGACUCCAGCGAUGACUCGGGACGGUACGCCAGCCGCGAGUACCGCAGCCGUCAGGCGACGGCGGGCCAAGCUGGAGGCCCAGCGCGCCGACCGGACCGGCGCCGGAGACUCGGCCGAUAGCGCCACACUCAGGUCCCACGGUGCGCCGGAUGACUCGGCUGCCGGCGACACCACCUACCGGCGUGAGACCUCCUUCGACGCCAGCUACCGGCGCGAGCCGUCUGCCGACCCCAGCGGCCACCGACGCGACCUGUCGGGCGACCUCAGCUACCGACGCGACCUCUCCGGCGACCUCAGCUACCGGCGCGAGCUGUCGGGCGACUCGUCCCGUCGCGAGGGGGCGCUGGAGCUGGCCUCCGAGCCGGCUGAGAUGUCAAUCACUGACGAGCUCUCUAGAUUAGGUGAGGAGGUGCGCUCGGGCAGCGAGGCCGGCGGUGACCUGCCGCCCAGCUUACUGCCAGAGCACGUCCCCCAGCCGGCCGUCACCAAACUCUACAUCGAGAAGGGCAGCCGGUUCCACGCGGCCAAACGGCAGACGGCGACACGCUCCGCCGGCGCGGCCUACUCCAAGAAGUCUCAGGCGCGCGCCGUGGACCUGGCGCUGCAAACACAGCGACUGUUUGCGCCGCUCGGCCGUCUGUGUUUCGGCCUGCUGGCGGGUCUGACGCUGGCGCACCUGAUGUUCGUGGCGGCGCUGACCAGGGACGGCGGCCGUCCUCUCGACUUUGUGUCGCACUACUCGCCCCUGGCGCUGCCGUUCCGUGCGGUGUUCUUCACGAUGUCCGUGGUGUGUUGUGUGGCCGCGCUGGACCGGUACGACGUCAGCCGCGCCUCGGCCGCCCGGCUGCGGCGCUCGCUGACGCUGCAGGACGGCGGCGUCACCGUGCUGCUGUACCUGGCCGUGCUGGCCGUCUCCACCUGCCUGGCGCCUACCGACGACCGGCUGCACCUGUACCGCCGGAACGGCACCGCAGGCCUCUGGGAGUCGACCGUGGCCGUGCGCGGCGACUGCCGGCUCAUGGUGGUGCUGUGCGCCGUGCGGGCCGGCCUGGCGCUGCUCGCCUGGCUGGUGGUGGCCGCCAACCCGGCGCUGGACAGGGUGCUGCAGCACCUGCGUCAGCUCAGCGCCGCCGGCAGGGCAGCGGAGCCACCGGCGGAGCGCGGUGCGCAGAGGCCGGCCGGCGUGGCCACCAUCUCGUGAGAACAGCUGUGCGAUGAUUGGAGAGACGGAUAGUCGCAAUCACACUCCCCUUACAGCUGGAACACAGCUUUCAGGCGUGCAAAUCGCGCCUCGCUCCUCCCAUUGGAAUAAAUGGCAUAGUUUUCGCUCUCAACACGCACAGGACAAGCUGUGAAGGGAGACGCGACUUGCACGCAUGAGAGCUGUCAGAUCCAGCUGACUAUGAGCAUUGCUUAUUGCACGAAUCGCUUAUUAUCGGCAGAACAGAAUUGCGGCCAGUAGGGCAUCGACGUGUUGACUGAGCCAUGCUCUCCUGUCUCGCGAGACAUUUUGUGUUGCCAUUGCAUGCGUGACAGCUGCGAUCAUCAGGGGUGAAAGGAAACACGUGAUCUCAAUUCAUCUUUUGACAUUCAUCCAUGUUGCAAGCUUACCAAGUCUUGCCGAUGCUUUGCAGAAGCUUUUUACAAGCGCUUGGAUACGCAUUGCAGUUUGUAUUGCGCUGUGUUCUUCAGUGUAGUGUAGUGGUAAUUUGAACACGUCUCAUCAGGCUGACUAAAUCGGCCUUAGCAAAUUAACAAAAGCAAUCGGUAACAAAUUAACAAUCGAUAGCAAAUUAACAAUUAAUCGGUAUAGGAGCUCAGUAUUACAAUUUCCAAAUGUGCUUGUGCUUGUGUAUUGAGUGCUGUCUGCUUUUGCGCAUCGCUUACUGCAAAAGGAACAAGUGUGACAUUCCCAACAAUUGUUUUUCCUCAUGAUGAAAUACACAAUCCUGUGAAGUUGAAAAA
Messenger RNA from Amphibalanus amphitrite, 2277 nucleotides. RefSeq lists its product as uncharacterized. The transcript is spliced from 3 exons. The coding region runs from base 323 to 1513 and encodes 396 amino acids. Gene Ontology annotation, biological process: cilium assembly. The record is from RefSeq and is a predicted model, not a curated record. Lineage: Eukaryota; Metazoa; Arthropoda; Thecostraca; Balanomorpha; Balanidae. Gene Ontology annotation, cellular component: ciliary transition zone.